Molecule: messenger RNA, 1171 nt
Organism: Mucor mucedo
Lineage: Eukaryota; Fungi; Mucoromycota; Mucoromycetes; Mucorales; Mucoraceae
Exons: 1
Coding region: 418-1053 (211 amino acids)
Biological process (GO): regulation of peroxisome size; peroxisome fission
Cellular component (GO): peroxisomal membrane
Source: RefSeq, a predicted model, not a curated record
GGUUCAAACAUCUGGUCAAAAAAGUGGGCAGACUUUUCAAAAAUUCAGUAAAUUGAGAGAGGGAGCACAGGUCUAUUAUAUUCACUGUCUUUUUGAUAAUUCCUUCCGGUCGGCAUCGAAUCUCAAGCCUUUAGCUAUUGCGACGCCAGAGAUUCGUAGAGCCUUAUGUAAGCUUUAGGCUGAAUGUUCCAGUGACAAAAAAAUUUGCGUACUUGCAAUGCUAUUCCCUAAUUUUUAGGCCAUGUUUAAGAACCCGCAAUACAACUGCCCAAUGAUGUUAAAAAGGGAGAUGUGUUUUUCGUUUGGAAUAUGCAGCUGUACAAAGGUGGCUUAUAUCUGAGGAGAGGGGAUAUAUAUAUAUUUAUAUAAAAAAAAAGCAAAAAACUCGCUUCUUUUCACCUCGUGUACGAGCCAAUUAUGACCCUACCGGCACCACUUACUUCUCCAAAUCAGCAAGGCAAAAAUCUACCCAGAAACCCAUCGUUUUGUAGUUUACCAGAAAAAAAAGGACAAGUAAGAAAAAAUGUGUGGUUGACACUAUGGAAUAGUGUGAGAAAGGACUUAGAUGGGCGAGACAAAUGCAUGAAGAUCCUCCAAUAUGUCAUUAAGCUUUUACUGUAUCACAGAGUCGCCUCUCCAAAAAAAUGGUCGGCUUUAGCAACGCAGUUAUCCAUCACACGUCAAGUGCUUUGUCUGGGCAAUGUACUCAGUGAUAUUUCGGUCCUAAAUACAACAGUCAAGAAAAGAGAGUCAUAUAAAACAGCUCUGUUGCUCAUUGACAUUUGUAAUGCCAUUUCAGACGAUGUCUAUUGUUUAUACCGAAUUGGUAUUUUGUCAAAAAAGUGGGGUCUAUAUUCAGAAAUCAUAUCCGCUCAUUGUUGGUUUAUCAGCAUAUUAAAUCAAGUUCAGACAUAUUACUUCAACUUGUGUCUUUUGGAAGGGAAGGGUGCUCAUCCACAGGACCUACUAUUGGCCAAGGUCAAUGUCGCUAAAGCCAUUGCCGACUUGAUAUUUUGUGGUAACGUGCCUUCCUUUUUUUGUCAGGAAAUAUAGUUAACGUGUGUUGUUAGGAUGUGAUGUAUUUCAUCCGCCCUCUAGUCAGGGACUUCAGGUAUAUUCAGGUUUGAUCAGUGGACUAUUGGCUGGAUAUAAGGUGUAUACAAGGUUUAAA